This is a messenger RNA of Trifolium pratense (red clover), 2147 nucleotides long. RefSeq names its product inactive beta-amylase 9. Gene Ontology annotation, molecular function: beta-amylase activity. Gene Ontology annotation, biological process: polysaccharide catabolic process. NCBI's taxonomy places the organism in Eukaryota, Viridiplantae, Streptophyta, Magnoliopsida, Fabales, Fabaceae. The transcript has 3 exons. The coding region runs from base 274 to 1878 and encodes 534 amino acids. The record is from RefSeq and is a predicted model, not a curated record.
GACACGUGUCUCAUUGUUUUGUACGCUUUUGUUUCUCUUUGGCCACACAAAAGAAAAAGCGCGUUUGAGCCUCCACUUCCUCCUUAUAUACCCCUUAUACCAUAAUCCAUUUCCCUCACUCAUCAACUUCAAAAAUCACUUUUUUAAUCCAACCCAUUUUUUCCCUUUAAGAAUUCUCUUGAAAUCCUCAACUGGGUAUCCUUAAAGAUUCAAUUUUUGAUUAUUUUUUUGAACAAGUUUUUGCUUUGAUUAUUACCAAUUUUCUCGUUUGCAAUGGAACUUUCUGUUAUUGGUAGCUCUCAAGUGAAAUUAGGAAGAACUGAUUUUGCUUGUAGAGAAUUUGGUUAUGUUAUUCUGAAGAAUAAUAGUAGAUUUUCAAAUGGUAGAGUUUGUUUUGGUCAGAAUUUAAGGUUGAAGAAAGGUGGAAUGGGUUUGAAAGCUAUUCAUGUUGAACCAAUUAGAGAGAUGAAGAAGAAUCUUUCUGGAUCUAGAACAAGAUCCAAACAGGUAGAUGGUGUAAGAUUAUUUGUGGGACUUCCCCAAGAUACAGUUUCUCAUGACUGCAAUUCAAUAAACCAUUCUAAAGCAAUUGCAGCAGGGUUGAAAGCUUUGAAACUAUUAGGAGUCGAAGGCGUUGAACUACCAAUUUGGUGGGGAAUUGUUGAGAAAGAAGCCAUGGGAAAAUAUGAUUGGUCAGGCUAUCUUGCUAUUGCUGAGAUGAUUCAAGAAGUGGGUCUUAAGCUUCAUGUUUCCCUUUGCUUUCAUGGUUCUAAAAAACCAAAUAUCCCUUUACCUAAAUGGGUGUCUGAGAUUGGUGAAUCGGAGUCGAGUAUUUUCUUUACGGAUCGGUCAGGACAACAUUACAAAGAAUGUUUGUCGCUUGCGGUUGAUAAUCUUCCUGUUCUUAAUGGAAAGACUCCGGUUCAAGUGUAUCAGAGUUUUUGUGAGAGCUUCAAGUCUUCAUUUUCUCCAUUCAUGGAGUCGACAAUCACGGGCAUUUCAAUGGGUUUAGGACCAGAUGGUGAGCUUCGAUAUCCAUCUCAUCACGAGUUACCUAGUAACCGCAAAACUCAAGGAGUAGGAGAAUUCCAGUGUUAUGAUCAAAACAUGCUAAGUUUACUCAAGCAACAUGCUGAGUCAUAUGGAAAUCCUUUAUGGGGGCUUGGCGGUCCACAUGAUGUGCCUACAUAUGACCAAUCGCCAUACGCCAGUAGCUUUUUUAAGGACGGUGGUUCUUGGGAGUCUUCGUAUGGUGACUUCUUCCUUUCAUGGUAUUCUGCUCAGCUCAUAGCACAUGGAGAUUCCCUCCUUUCAUUAGCAUCUUCUACUUUCGGUGACACCGGAGUUUCAAUAUACGGAAAAAUCCCACUUAUGCACGCUUGGUAUGGAACUCGGUCCCGUCCAUCUGAGCUAACAGCAGGAUUCUAUAACACAGCCAAUAGAGAUGGUUAUGAACAGGUGGCAGAGAUCUUUGCUAAAAACUCGUGCAAAAUCAUAUUACCUGGAAUGGAUCUUUCGGAUGCAAAUCAACCAAAUGAAACCCAUUCCAGUCCCGAGUUGCUCCUCGCGCAAACUAUGACAACUUUCAGAAACCAAGGUGUGAAAGUCUCAGGUCAAAACUCAUCAGAGUUCGGCGUUCCAGGCGGUUUCGAACAAAUAAAGAAGAAUUUAUCAGGAGAUAAUGUACUUGACUUGUUCUCAUAUCAAAGAAUGGGAGCAUAUUUCUUUUCACCAGAGCAUUUUCCUUCGUUCACCGAGUUAGUUCGUAGCCUUAAUCAACCGAAACUCCAUUUAGACGAUCUCCCUAUUGAAGAGGAAGAAGGCGCCGAAUCAGCAGUUAUGAGCCAAGAAUCAAAUGUGAGCAUGCAAGCAGCUUAAAACAAGAAACUGCUGUAAAUUUGUAAUGAUAAUUGUGUAUAUAACAAUUAGUAGUUUGUGUUGUAAGUAAUUAAGUACAAAAUGAGGAUGCAUAUUUUUGUUUCAACUUUCAACCUCAAACAAAGUUACAUUACAAUGAUCCAUUGUAAAGUAGCUUAAGAUUGUGGCAGAUAAUAUUUUAUUAUGUUUGUUUUAGAUUGCAAGGCCUCUAAAACUAUGUCUAAGAAUCUAAAUCAAAUGGACUAUUGGUCCUUUUUGCUCUUGUGGUG